Prorocentrum cordatum is the source of this 1228-nucleotide messenger RNA. The record is from the annotation of a GenBank genome assembly. NCBI's taxonomy places the organism in Eukaryota, Dinophyceae, Prorocentrales, Prorocentraceae.
UCCUGCUCCUCCUCCUCCACGCGAGACACCUCCUUCACGCGCUGGUGCAACACGCGGGCGUUCAGGCCGAAUAGCGGAAACCGAGCCCACGAAACCGAGCGACAGCGCGAUCUCGGCGGCAGCCACAUUCAAUGCGCGAACACGCUGUACCAGGAAGAUCCGAUGCCGAGAACAAAGAAUAACGACGCCACGGCAGACGCAAUAAUCCAUAGGCAAGGAGAACCAAUGCUCCAGAAAGACAGCGAUCCAACCAGCACAGACUGAUAUCAGGCAAAAUUAGCGGCCCUCGCCAGGGUCGUGUGGCAGGCCCCGCGGAGUCCACAGAAACUGCAUACCCUCCUGCUCUAUGACGGCGUCGGGAACGGCCGGCCUGCGUCUCGGCGAAGGUGCCCUCGGGGAUGCUCUCUGGUACCUCAUUCUCGUUGGACGCCUCCACGUCGGCCUCCUGCGACCCAGCAUCGGCCGCACUCGCCUCCACCUCACCCGUGUCCCUCGCGAAGCACAGCAGCCCACCAGCCUGGUCCCCGUACGCCCCGGACAAGGAACCCGAAGCCGCGACCGAACCCUCGUUGGACAAAAACAUGGCGAAGCGAACAGGAGGAAAAGACGACCGCGCUACAAGCGCACAUGACACCCACGACGGGACCGAGCGGCACCCAGUGGCCAGCUCCAGGAAUGAAUACUGGACUGUCCGCCUUCAGCACAGCGCCCGAGGCUCUAGCUCGACCUUUUCGUUGGAACCUAUUCAGCUCGCUGCGCGAAUCGCCAGCGAUAACCUGGGCAGGCGUGCCGAAGUCGUGCGAUACCAAAUUCCUGCGAACACGCGCCUCGCCAUCGACUCGGACACCAGCCAAGCCAGCAGCGAGCACCGGCAAGAUGAGUUGCACCCGACGCCUGAGCUCCUCCGCGGCGCCGUCGAACUCCGCGCUACUUGCCUCCAACUCGAGGGCCGCUCAAUGCCCGUGGGCCAUAGCCAGCUUGGUGUUCAGCUGCACCACUUUAGCGCGAGCCGAAAACAGACCGAGACCAGCAGCUUCGCAAGCCCGCCUCCGCGCGGCAGAGCGCUGCGCCCUGGAGCGACGAAGAACUUCAGGAUCACCUGCAGCGGCGACCCCGCCCGUACCAUCUUUAAGACCACGAACAGACAAGCGGCCAGCUCCAGUAGCUCCAGCCGGGGGAAACAUCGCCAUGCCAGCUUGAGCACUGGGGCUGUCGCACGCUGCUGUGC